AUGGCGGAGCUAGACCAACGCUACGGCCAAUGGGCAGGAAUGUCCUGUAACCGAGACCAGCCCCGCAUAAACCCCCAGCGCCAAGUGCAGCAGCGCCUACCGAUGCGCCUAUAUCAAGGUAAUCGAGCGCUCCCAGGAACUCGGGCGCCGUACAUGCCGGCUAACCCCCGCCAUCCCGAGUGGACACCGAGUCCGACAUGGAAUAGAUCGUACCUUGCCCCACGGCCGCAAUAUUGGCGAUUCCAAGGCUCUGACCCGCAAGCGCAAGCGCAACCUUUUCCCGGUUCUCAGCCGCCAGCCCAAAUCCAGGCUGCGUCCCGCGCAACUCCAAACGAGACACGAGCCCCAUUGACCAAUGCCGCAGAACAGACGCUGUUGAGCCUAUCGUGGAUUGCUCGGCUUGGGUCAAGGGUGAUGUGA
Penicillium macrosclerotiorum is the source of this 420-nucleotide messenger RNA. RefSeq lists its product as uncharacterized. The coding region runs from base 1 to 420 and encodes 139 amino acids. The record is from RefSeq and is a predicted model, not a curated record. Lineage: Eukaryota; Fungi; Ascomycota; Eurotiomycetes; Eurotiales; Aspergillaceae. The transcript has a single exon.